AUGUACACACAACCUCAUUUCCACAGCAGUGCCCACGAGGUCCUGUGCAUAUUUUCCGGAAGUGCAAGAUUAUGUUUCAGUACCCCAACCCACGACCCCUCUUCCAAAAUCCAAACCACAGUAAAAUCCGGCGACGCCAUAAUAAUCCCCGCCGGUAUAUCCCACCACCUCCUCGAAGACCUCACCGGGGAUUUCCAGAUGAUCGGCUCUUAUCCCAAAGGGAAAACAUGGGAUAUGUGUUACGGGGAUGGAAGUUCUGAAGAAGAGGAGAAGAUUCGGAGGAUUUCUGAUUUGGAGUGGUUUGAUCAAGAUCCUUUGUAUGGAGAUCAGGGACCUGUUUUAGAGGAAAAUUGA
Molecule: messenger RNA, 354 nt
Organism: Botrytis porri
Lineage: Eukaryota; Fungi; Ascomycota; Leotiomycetes; Helotiales; Sclerotiniaceae
Exons: 2
Coding region: 1-354 (117 amino acids)
Source: RefSeq, a predicted model, not a curated record